UCGAAAUAAACUAUUAUUUUCAUCCAUGCUUAAAUUACUUUAUAAGAAUAUUUAUUAUAAAAUAAAAAAUCAUUAUAAAGAUUUUUUAAACAGAAGUUUCCAUAAAUAGACUAUAUUCCAUUUAAAGUAGUAAUUCAGUAUGGCAGCCAUCGUAAUAGAAUCAGUAUAUCUCAUGCAAGAAAUUUAAAAGAAAUUAGUGUAAAUAAUUAUGUAUUAAAAUUUAACAAUGAUAUUUGUAAAUUCAUUUCACCAAAACUUAGUAUCAUAUUUUAAGAAUUAUGCACAUUAUAAAUAUUUUAUUACCCGAUGCUCUUCAACCGGCGUAAAUUUAUUUUCGGAAAGCUAUCCUACGACUGAAGUAAAGAAACAAAUAGAGACGUAUUGGAGGGAUAAAAUUAAUUUGGUCAAAUAUGAUGAAACAGAUAAUGAAAAACAAAAAUUUUAUGUUUUAUCAAUGUUUCCUUAUCCUUCUGGAAUAUUACAUAUGGGUCAUGUAAGAGUUUAUACAAUAAGUGACUCGGUUGCUAGGUUUUACAGAAUGAAAGGAUAUAAUGUCCUUCAUCCAAUGGGCUGGGACGCAUUUGGUUUACCUGCUGAGAAUGCAGCAUAUGAAAAACAAAUAAAUCCUGCUGAAUGGACAAAAAAUAAUAUUACUAAAAUGCGAAAUCAAUUAAAUUUAUUAAAUUAUGGAUUCGAUUGGGAUAGAGAGUUUGCAACAUGUGAUUCAGAAUAUUAUAAAUGGACUCAGGUGUUAUUCUUGAAAUUAUUUGAGAAAGGUUUAGUUUAUCAGAAAGAAGCAUUUGUUAAUUGGGAUCCUGUUGAUCAAACUGUAUUGGCAGAAGAACAAGUCGAUGAAAAUAAUUGUUCUUGGAGAUCAGGGUCUAAAGUGGAGAAAAGAUUGUUGAACCAAUGGUUUAUUAAAACCGUUCCAUUUGCUGAGUCAUUGUUAAAAGGCUUAAAUGAUCCAACAUUAAAAGAAUGGAAAGAUGUUAUAAGCAUGCAACGGCAUUGGAUUGGUGAAUGCAAUGGCAUUAGUUUUGACUUUCAAUUAAUAUCAAAUAUUCGAAAUUAUCCAAAGACAAUAAAUGUUUGGACGAACUAUCCAGAAUUUAUUGAAUAUGCAACAUUUAUUGCUAUAUCUCCAAAGAGUUCGUUAAACAUGUUUGAAUAUUGUUCAGAUGAGAAUAAUGGAAUUAAAUUGAUAGAUGUUAAAGUACUGAAUCCAUUUAAUGGAAAGGAGUUACCAGUAUUUGUAACAGAUAAAGUUGAAUUUCAACAAUUUAGAGAUACUUAUCUUGGAAUACCUUCUAUUUCAAUGGAGGAUUAUAAGUUUUCCGAAAUAGUUGGAAUUCCUUUUCAACGACAUUCAAUAAGAGCUGAAGAACAGUUACAGAAAAAAUUAGAAAUAAUAUCCAAAGCUAAAGAAUGGAAAAUUGGUGGAUAUCCAGUUGGUCCAAGACUUCAAGAUUGGUUAAUAUCUAGACAAAGAUAUUGGGGUACUCCAAUUCCAGUUGUUCAUUGUUCAAGUUGUGGUGUUCAACCAGUACCGCACGAUCAACUUCCUGUUGUUUUACCAAAAAUAACAUUUUCAUUUUCAAAUAAAAUGCCUACUUUAUCGAAUGCUGAAGAUUGGUUAAACACUUCUUGCCCCAAAUGUGGAGGACAAGCAACUAGAGAAUCAGAUACAAUGGACACUUUUGUAGAUAGCUCAUGGUAUUUUUUAAGGUAUAUAGAUCCAAGAAAUACAAAAGAAAUGUUUUCAGUUGAUAAAGUAAAAAAAAUAUUUCCUGUUGAUUUAUAUGUGGGUGGUAAAGAACAUGCUGUAUUGCAUUUAUAUUAUGCCAGAUUUAUAAGUCACUUCUUGCAUUCAGAAGGAUUAAUACCCAGUUCAGAACCAUUUAAACAAUUACUUGUUCAGGGUAUGGUGAUGGGUAAGACUUUUAAGCAGAAGGAUACAAACAAAUAUUUAAUGGCAGAUGAAGUAGAAAAAAAAGAUGAACAAUGGAUAGAAAAAAGUACUAAUCAACCUGUAAUUGUUUCUUGGGAGAAAAUGUCUAAAUCAAAGCAUAAUGGCGUUGAUCCCCUUGAAUUAUUAGAUAAACAUGGGAUUGAUACAACCAGAUUGUUAAUAUUAGCUGAUGUAGCACCCACUUCAAAUAGAAACUGGAGUGAACAGACUAUUCCUGGAAUACUUAAUUGGCAAAGUCGAAUGUGGAAAAUCGUGCAAAGGUUUACAAGUUAUCGCAAUAGUAUAAGUUUAGAAGAACUUCAAGUAAAACCUACUGAUCCUAAGUAUGAAACUGAUGAUGCAUACAUGUUUGACAGUCGGAAUUUUUUCAUAAAAGGCGUAACACAUAACAUAACUGCAUCUCAACAUUUGAGUGUUGCAAUAUCAAGAAUGCAAGGGCUUACCAAUAGUCUCAAUAAGGUAUGUUUACAAUGUUCACAAAAAAGUCGUGAGUUUGAACGUGCAUUAGUAGUUCAAAUCAUAAUGCUUGCAAUAGUAGCACCACACUUUGCUUCGGAAUUAUGGGCAGCAUUUUGUUCAGUAAAACAUCAUCUUAUAAAUAAAGAUGAAGUAAGAUUGGAUAAGGACGUAAUGGAACAAAGUUGGCCAGAAAUCGAUAUGGACUACAAUAUGAAUUUAAUUUCUACUGUAAAUGACAAACCGUUAAAAAACUUCAAAAUACCCAAACAUAAACUAGAUAAAAUGUCUGUUGAAGAUGCCUUGAACAUAUUAACAAAUGAUCCAGAUGUUAUACGCCGUUUGAAGAAUAAACCAAUUGUUCAAACUAAAUUUCUUUCAAAGGUAGGCUAUGACACAAGAAUAAAUAUUGUUUUAGGUAAAGUAGACUGUACCAAUAAAGAAGUACUUGAAAAUAAGUGACAAAAUAAGUAAGAAUACAAAUAAAGAAAAAUAUUAAUUAUACUUUACCCAAUAUUAUAUUCUCCAGAAUAUCCAUUAUGUGGUAUAGUUUCUAGGAGUUUUAUAUAUUGAGAUGGUAACUGAUUUUCUUUUGCACCUGUUAAUAUUGUUUUUCUACAUUGUAACA
Messenger RNA from Nomia melanderi (Alkali bee), 3053 nucleotides. It is a transcript of the gene LeuRS-m, whose product is annotated as Leucyl-tRNA synthetase, mitochondrial. Gene Ontology annotation, cellular component: mitochondrion. Gene Ontology annotation, biological process: leucyl-tRNA aminoacylation; mitochondrial translation. The record is from RefSeq and is a predicted model, not a curated record. Gene Ontology annotation, molecular function: ATP binding; leucine-tRNA ligase activity; aminoacyl-tRNA deacylase activity. Lineage: Eukaryota; Metazoa; Arthropoda; Insecta; Hymenoptera; Halictidae.